Xiphophorus couchianus (Monterrey platyfish) is the source of this 3237-nucleotide messenger RNA. Its product is annotated as gastrula zinc finger protein XlCGF57.1-like. Gene Ontology annotation, biological process: regulation of DNA-templated transcription. Gene Ontology annotation, molecular function: RNA polymerase II cis-regulatory region sequence-specific DNA binding; DNA-binding transcription factor activity, RNA polymerase II-specific. Bases 475 to 2238 code for a protein of 587 amino acids. The record is from RefSeq and is a predicted model, not a curated record. NCBI's taxonomy places the organism in Eukaryota, Metazoa, Chordata, Actinopteri, Cyprinodontiformes, Poeciliidae. The transcript has 3 exons.
GAGGCGGAAGUAACUCGAUAUAGGAGUGCUAGCUUGACAAGCUAUGUCUUGAAACAAAAACGUCUUAAAGUUUAUGUAAUUGGUUUUUUAUACUGUUAGCUUGAAUGCAUUCGUGAUGAUAUGGUUUCCUCAUGCUUGUUUUGAAACCACUCUGAUUAUUUCUAACUGGAUUUUGCUGGACGGAGUGUAAUUAUCCUGUAUUAACAAAGUGAAUGGACUGUAACCCACCGUGGAGCUAAAGCGGCUAACAGCAGAAAUCAAAUAAGCGUUUUUGAAGUACAAGCUCUUAAAGUUCAUGAUUUACAGCUACAAGUCGAGUCGAUAAGACUAUAAGGAGGACCACAUCGUCUAUGGACACUUCCUCUAAUCCUUGUCCAGCUGAGGUCCGAGAGACUGGGGACAGAGUGAACCCAAGAACUAAAGGCAGUAGCAAUACAGUAGAUCAAGGUUAUGUGACCGAAACUUGAAGUGAGGAUGUCUGAGAUGAAGGUUGAGACAGACGACCCCGGAGGGCUCAGUUUGGAGCCCCCCAAACCUGCAGCAUCCACGACAGAAUACGGCAAAGAUCUCAACUAUCAGACGUUGGUAAUUAAAGAAGAGGUUACCCAUGAUUGGAGCUCGAGUUUGAACCAACAGGACCAAGAUCCCUCACUCAUAAAGGAGGAAGAGGAGGAACAGUGGAUCAGUCAGGAGGAAGAGCAGCUCAUUGUGAAGAUUGAAGAUGAGGAGAAACCUCAGGUAUCUGAGCUUCAACAUAUAAAAACUGAAGACGGUAAAGAGACUGAAUCUUCAACAAGCAACACAACCGCGCAGAUGGAAAUGGAACCUUGUGGAGAGGACAGUAGAGGACCAGAACCAGACAGAAACUUAAAUUCACUUUGUUCUUUUCAACAAAGUAAGAUGAAGGUUCACAAAAGAGGUAAAAGAUCUAAACUGUGCUCCAAACUUACUGCUCAGAUUAGAGUCUAUGCAGGAGAAAGGCCAUUUGGUUGCAAUGUUUGUGGCAAAAGAUUCAAAAAUAAGACUCAUAUUCGAUUACACAUGAUGAUUCAUACUGGAAAGAGAGAAUAUUGCUGUGAUCUUUGUGGUAAAGGAUUUAAAGAAAAGCACUGCCUUCAGGUACAUAUGAGACUUCAUACCGGAGAGAGGCCAUUUGCAUGUGAUGACUGUGGUAGAAGGUUCCACGCAAAAACAAAUCUUAAAACUCACAUGAAAGUCCAUUCAGAAGAAAAACCAUUUUCCUGUGAUGUUUGUAGUACAAGAUUUAAAAGGAAGGAAACACUAAAGAAGCACACAAUGAUCCACACUGCAGAGAAAACCUUUUUUUGUAGUAUUUGUGGGAAAGGAUUUUCAUUACAAAAAAGUCUGAGGACUCACAUGUGUCUUCACACAGGAGAGAAACCAUUCGUUUGUAGUGUUUGCAGUAAAGGAUUUGCAUUACAGGAGAAUCUAAAGAGACACAUGUCUUCUCACACUGGAGAAAAACCAUUUAUUUGUGGUGUCUGCAGUAAAGGGUUUUCAUUACGGCAAAAUCUAAAGAGCCACAUGCAUGUUCACACAGGGGAGAAACCAUUUAUUUGCAGCUUUUGUAGUAAGGGAUUUUAUAGACACGGAGAUCUGAGGAGACAUAUGAGUGUUCAUACAGGGGAGAAAGCGUUCAUUUGUAGUAUUUGCAGUAAAGGAUUUUCACAACAAAUUCAUUUGAAGAAUCACAUGCGUGUUCACACAGGAGAGACGCCAUUUGUUUGUAGUGUUUGUAGUAAGGGAUUUUCACUGCAGGAGAAUCUAAAAAGACACAUGCAUGUUCACACAGGAGAAAAGCAGUUUAUUUGUGAUAUCUGCAGUAAAGGAUUUUCACAGCAAGGGACCUUAAAGAGACACAUGAGUGUUCACACUGGAGAAAAACAGUUCACUUGUAGUGUUUGUGGUAAAGGUUUUUCAAAGCAAAAUUAUCUUAAAAGCCACAUGGAGGUUCACACCGCACCAUUUAGCUGCAAUGAAUGCAGUAAACGUUUUGUGAAUGAAAUCCAGUUAGAGCGACAUGGAAGAGUCCACACUGAGGAGAGACCAUAUGGCUGUGACAUCUGUAAGAGCAGAUUUAAUCAAAAGGGUCAACUUCAGAAUCACAUGAGGGUUCAUUCAGGAGAGAAACCAUUUGUUUGUGAUGUUUGCAGUAAAGGAUUUUCGCAACAUGGAAAUCUGAAGAGACACAUGAGUGUUCAUGAAGGCUGCAAGUAAUGCUUAUGAUGGUCGACUAAUUUAAAACAAAGAAAGUGUCAAGUGAUAUAACUUAUUAUGAAAUGACUGCUUUGUGUAUUCAUACAUGUCCUUAGCACAUUAUGCUUCUACAUCAUCAAAUAAAUUCCCACAGUAGUUGUUUUUUUUAAACGGUUUUCUUCUGCUUGGAUCAGCUUCAGUUCAAAUUUCGAAAUAUUUGAGGCAACCUAAUCCGUUUAUAGAUGCAUCAGGAUAUGGAUUAUUUUGAUGUUAAUUGCUAACCUAACACGCUGAUCAAAACAAAGUUCUGCUGUGAGCAGAGUGACAGCAUUCAGCGGAGCCACUGAGAGCUAAGCAGCAAAAGGGAAAAGUGAAGAGACGACUCUCUCUCUCUCUCUCCCACUUUCUAUUUCUGUGUCUCAUAUGGUGUGCUCGCUCCGCUUUUAGCCCCGCCCCUUUUAAUGAAUAGCUCUUAAGAGACGGCUCUAAGAGUCGAAACAUUCACGACUGACCGAUCACUGCUUUAAAGGUUUCCAUUUAAAGGUAAAUGGAAGCACACAUAUUCACACUAGGUGAAAAUGUACAGACAGAAAAGUAAGAAUACUGGACUGUAUAGAAAGGACAAAUUUGCAACAUACAGAAAAUAAUACUGUACAGUUAUUACAAAUAUUAUGCUUAGAUUAAAAUAAAUGUGCAAAUGAGUAUGAGUCAAAAAUGGUCAAAAGCUACACUACAGUUAAAAUAAUCUGGAGAUUUUCCCCUCAAUGUCUUGGGGGGGUAGAGAAGGAACAAAAAAAUCUCUAACAAGCUCCAAAAUACAAUCUGUGUUACACAACUUAAGUUAUAUGGUCCUGAAUGCUUAUUUAUUAUUGCAGCACAUUUCUUCUCAUUCGUUAGUAGGAUAAAUAGUGUGAUAUUGUAUGAUAUGUCUGAUAUUUGUUAGUUAUUUUUGUUCCUGUUAUGAUUAGAUUAUAAUGUCUAUUUUGGUUUGUUAUAAAUAAAUGAAAACUUAAGAUUCCA